CAAGUAGUAGGAAUUGUGUUAUGACUACCAAACACCCCCCACCACAUGAACCUUGCCACUAAUGUUCUGUCAUUAGCAAUAAUCAAGAUUACCAAGUCAAGAUCAUCCCUCAUAAAUAACCUUAACACCUCUCAACCCUUCUUUCCAUCUCUCAUGCUUCAACCCACCAUGGCCAUCCAUUUCUUGCUCCUCCUCUCAGCUCUCUCGGCUCUCUCUGUCUCCGCCGAUGUGUUCACGAGCAUUGAUUGUGGAUCAUCCGACAUCUACACUGACCCAAAUUCCAUAGUAUGGAUGGGUGACAAUGACAUUAUCCAAAAUGGUGUGGCACAAACAGUUCCUCCUAGCAACUCAAUCUCACAUGUGAUGGACACUCUGAGAGUGUUCACGACACGUAAGAAGAACUGUUACAUAAUCAAGGCCGACAAGGGAGGGCAAGUCCUCGUUCGAGCGAGCUUUUACUAUGGAAACUAUGAUCAGAAAUCGGCUCCACCGACCUUUGAUCUUCAGUUUGAUGGGAAUGAUUGGGCAACAAUUGUGACUUCGAGCACUCAGAUGGUUUACUAUGAAGUGACUUAUGUUGUGAAAGGGGAUAGUAUUAGUGUGUGUGUGGCUCAAACGAAGCCCAACCAGUUUCCAUUUAUGUCUGCACUUGAAGUACGUAGCUUGGGUUCAAACAUGUACAGCCAUGUUGAUGCCAAUUUUGCUUUGUUCUUGAGUAGUAGGACUGCUUAUGGUGCACCUGCGGCUGUAAGGUUCUCAGAUGAUCCAUAUGAUAGAAUUUGGGAAACAGGACAAGUCGGCAAUGGACUACUCACGGUGGCAAGUGAUGCACUAUUGAUCACAACUUCGGGUGCAGAAGACGAUCCUCCAAUGGCAGCGGUGCAAAACGCAAUCACAACCUCAGCCACAUCCGAAUACAUAAUCUUGGGUGCUACAUUUCCAGCUAUUGGAAUUCUCACCUACAUUACCUUGUACUUCUCCGAAGUGACUCAACUUGACCCCACAACGCAGAAGAGAUCGUUUAGGCUUUACAAAAACAACCAGUCUUUCUCACAACCUAUAAUACCUCCUUAUGAAACUGUGACGGAGUUGUAUGCCACUAACUUCACUGCUUCGGCGAAUACUACGUUUACUUUGGUUGCUACCUCGGAUUCUACUCUUCCUCCUAUCAUCAAUGCCAUGGAAGUGUUUUACAUCAGUGAUCCUCUUACCCAUGGAACUAAUAGCAUUGAUGUGGGAGGAUUAGGUUCGCUGCAAAAGAAUUUUGAUGUACUACAAGAAUGGGGCGGUGACCCAUGUCUUCCAGCACCAUAUUCAUGGGACUGGAUCAACUGUAGCAGUGAUGCCGUGCCUCGUGUUACAUCUCUGUAUCUCAAUGGGUUUGGUUUGUCAGGAACACUUCCUGAUUUUAGUUCCAUGACUGCUCUUGAGACAAUAGAUCUGCACAAUAACAGUAUAACUGGUCCUAUUCCUAAUUUCCUCGGCACUCUACCAAAUCUAAAAGAACUGAACUUGGCUAAUAAUCAAUUCAGUGGAUCCAUACCCACUUCACUAUCGAAUAACAACAAAAUUAAAUUAGUUGUGACGGGCAAUCCUAACUUGUGCGCAUCUGGGAAGUCAUGUCAGACAACCGACACAUCUCCAAAUUCACCUGGGGAUGAGACUCCAUCAUCAUCAACUACUGAUUCUGGUAGUGGUACUAAGAAGAGCAGCAUUCUACCAAUAAUACUUGGAGUCACGAUUCCUAUUUUCGUUGUUUUCUGGGUUAUUGUUGGUGUUUGCGCUAUCUUGCACCAUAAGAGAAAAACUGCUGCUGUGGCUUCAAUUGGAGCAGGGCAAAAUGGUGGAGCCAAUAGGCCUAAUGGUUCACCACAACAAGGAGUGCUGAACAAUGCCGACAUCCAGAUGUUGGGUAAAAUUGGUCAAGCUGUGAUCAACAACUUUCAGUCCAACAUGGAAGAAAAUGAGCAAGUUAAUGUGGAGCUUGGUGAUCAAACGAAUCAACAGGCACCACAAAAUGGACAGUAUAGCACAAACACUUGAGAGGUUGUUCUGGAGCAAUACUUGAUCCCCAACUCUCUCUCUCUCUCUCUCAAUUUGGAAAAUAUUGUGAAGACAAUGUGGUCACUUGCUUCAGAAAAUAUGUUAGCUUGUUAUUAAAUUGAAAGUUGUAUAAACUUGGAUCUUUUCCAGCAUUUUUUAAUCAAUUAUAGUGUGGUUUUUCUUAUCCCAAAUUUAUUUUGUUUCCUUACUUUUUGUUCCCAAUUUUAGCAG
Molecule: messenger RNA, 2274 nt
Organism: Camellia sinensis
Lineage: Eukaryota; Viridiplantae; Streptophyta; Magnoliopsida; Ericales; Theaceae
Molecular function (GO): protein binding
Source: RefSeq, a predicted model, not a curated record